Leptidea sinapis is the source of this 1324-nucleotide messenger RNA. Its product is annotated as E3 ubiquitin-protein ligase rnf168-like. The coding region runs from base 29 to 1324 and encodes 431 amino acids. Gene Ontology annotation, cellular component: site of double-strand break; nucleus. Gene Ontology annotation, biological process: double-strand break repair. Gene Ontology annotation, molecular function: nucleosome binding; ubiquitin-protein transferase activity; metal ion binding. The transcript is spliced from 6 exons. The record is from RefSeq and is a predicted model, not a curated record. NCBI's taxonomy places the organism in Eukaryota, Metazoa, Arthropoda, Insecta, Lepidoptera, Pieridae.
UCAAAAAUUCAAAACAUUGGAAAUAAAAAUGGCGGCCAAGUCGAGCAAGCGGUUGUUCAAAAAUGAGAAUAAAUUAAUUAAAUUGGAUAAAUUAGAGUAUAGAGAUGUUAUAUGUUCCAUUUGCCAGUCAAUUUUGAUUGAGCCCGUAACUUUACCCUGUUACCAUGACUUUUGUCACCAUUGUUUUAGAGGAACUAUAGAAAAUAAUGCUUUGUGUUGUCCACUAUGUCGAUUACGAAUCGGUUCUUGGCUUAGAACAUCAACUAAAAAGAGAGCUUUGUUAAACUUUCGCUUGUGGGACUUCAUUCAAAAUAAGUUUAGUGAAGAGGUAUCUCAGAAACUAAGGGGAGACGAUAAGUGCAUAUCACCAGAGACACCAAUACCUCGGCUGAGUGAACCUGGAGAAAUCAGAUCUGAAUAUGAAGCUGAACUGCAGAGGCUAAGGGCAGAAAGAUUAAAGCUUGAACAAAAACAUAUUCAUGAAACACAGAUUCUAGUUCAGAGGCUUAAGCAAGAAGAAGAAGAAGCACAUAAAAAAUAUUUAGAAAGCCUCAAAAGCGAUGAAAUAUUAGCAAAGAAGUUACAACAUGGAAUGGAUAAAAACAAUUUUGAAUUAUCAAAGAAAAAGAAAGUAAAUAAAAAAAUACUAAAGCCAAGACUGAAAUCUGUAACUAUCGAUAGUUAUAUGCCUAAUUUAAGAAGCCAAGUUAAUGGAACCUCUGUGAGCGCUGAGGAUAAAGAUACAAAUGAAUUAAAUUCAAGAAUGCCAUCUAAUUUAGAAAAUAACACAAAACCGGAACCUCAAAACAGUAGUAGUAAAAUUUUAAACUUUCUGGAUGUAAGAGUAAAAGAUGCAUGGAAUAAAGAAAAUGGGAAGAAUCUAAAGAUCAAGGAAAGUGCCAUUCAAAAUAGUAAGGAAAUAAAUGACAAGACAACUAAAACGAAAAAUGGUAUUCAAUCUCUACUCGUUUCUCUACCUCUACCGUCACUUAAGUUGAUUCCUCACAAGAGUAAGGUUGUUGAAAAAAGAACAAUUGAGACUGGUAGUGUAGAUUCAAUGCAGCAAGAACUAUGUUACUUCAAACCUAUAGAAGAAACAAUAACUACAAGUUAUAAACCAAAUAAUUGCUUACCGCUUCGUGUGCCAGGCCUGCGUUUAGAGAAUGGAACUAAAACACUGAAACACAAUGAUAAUCCACCGAGCAGAUCCCAGUAUAUUGACAGCUUAUGCCACUUAAGAAGUACAUCAUUAGCACAAAGAUUGCCAUCGGCUUUUGUUAUAGCUCUUAGCAAACUAUGGUCUAAAGAGGUAUUUAUGACUUAA